Messenger RNA from Talaromyces atroroseus, 582 nucleotides. RefSeq lists its product as hypothetical. The transcript is spliced from 4 exons. Lineage: Eukaryota; Fungi; Ascomycota; Eurotiomycetes; Eurotiales; Trichocomaceae. Bases 1 to 582 code for a protein of 193 amino acids. The record is from RefSeq and is a predicted model, not a curated record.
AUGAAAUUCUCCAUUUCGUUUUUCGCCAUGCUCGCAACUGCAGCACUGGCUGCCCCAGAAUCCGAUGCCUUGUUCGAGAAACGCGAUGACCGUGGCCAUUAUACUGUUUCUGGCCUUGGAGCGCACAAGACGGCCAUCCUCAAUGCUGGUGGCAAUACGCUUGAUCUUGCUAUUGCUAUGCUUGAGAUAGAGGACAUGGAUACCUCCGACUACCCCUACGGAGAUGGGAAGACCUACGAUGCGGCCAACUUCGGCUUGUUCAAGCAGAACUGGGGCAUGCUCCGUGUGUGUGCCAAGCGGUAUGGCUUCGCAGGCCAAUCCGCGUCGCAGUGGAAUGAUGGAGCCUUGCUGAACUCCAAUGUGUACGCCGAUGUUGCCUCUCGCUGGGACUGUCAGGAAUACUACGGCUAUGACAAGUGGUUCGCCGGCCACCGCGACGGUGCUUCGGGCCUUGCCAAUCCUUACACUCAGGAUAUCGAAAAUUACAAGUCCGCUGUGCAAUGGAUCCAGUCGCAGAUUGAUAGCGACAGCAAGUACAAGACCGACGACACUCGCUUCUGGGUUAGUGUCCCUGCUAUCUAA